Messenger RNA from Oncorhynchus tshawytscha (Chinook salmon), 909 nucleotides. Its product is annotated as epoxide hydrolase 1-like. The transcript is spliced from 3 exons. NCBI's taxonomy places the organism in Eukaryota, Metazoa, Chordata, Actinopteri, Salmoniformes, Salmonidae. Gene Ontology annotation, biological process: epoxide metabolic process; arachidonate metabolic process. Bases 128 to 580 code for a protein of 150 amino acids. The record is from RefSeq and is a predicted model, not a curated record. Gene Ontology annotation, molecular function: epoxide hydrolase activity.
GUAUGUAUUUCAGGGCUGUAAAAGAGACCAAGGUUUCAGUAUGACUCCCUGGUAAAAUAAAUUAAUGCAAGGACACACAGACCUCUGAUAGUUUAGCUGUAGUAGUACGUACUAAUUAUAUUGUGAAAUGUCUCCCCCUGCAGGUUGUGGAGUGAAUGACUCUCCAGUAGGCCUGGCUGCUUACAUACUGGAGAAGUUCUCCACCUGGACUGACUACAACAACAGGGACUUGGAAGAUGGGGGGCUGGAGAGGAAGUUCACCCUGGACGACCUGCUGACCAACAUCAUGAUCUACUGGACCACCGGCUCCAUCGUGUCCUCCAUGAGGUUCUACAAGGAGAACUUAAAGACCAACAUUGACAACAGACUGGAUAAUAAUACGGGGGUGUAUGUGCCUACAGGUCUGGCGGCGUUUCCCAACGAGGUAAGGCACGUGCCCCAGUCGUGGGCCAGGGACAGGUUCAGGAACAUCUACUCCUACUCUUACAUGCCCCGAGGAGGCCACUUCGCUGCCUUCGAGGAGCCACAGCUCCUGGCUGACGACCUGCUGCAGUUUGUGAAGAAGGUGGAGAAGUUGUAGAGUUGAUGGAUACAAGAGGUCGACUCUCCACUCCUGCCAAGUGCCUGGAAGAAAAACCAGCAGGACUGCAGAACGUGAUAACACUACAGCUUGGAAUUGUAGCUUUGUACUAAAAACAUUUAAAUGUUAAUCUAAGGUUUAAAAAAAUCAGAAGCACUGUCUAAUUAACAGGUAAAUACUUGGUCAAUCAGUGAUGUUAACACUGCAAUAUGAUCAUGCUCAGUGAUUGUGUUGGUGUAAUAUUAAGGCUAUACAGUCAACAUAAUGGACCUAUACUGUAAUAAUGAAAUGAUCAGCACUUCAAAACAGAUGUCUUCCAGGUUGCACAA